AUGGAUGGGUUGUUGGGGAAUGUCAAGAGAAUGCCCGAGGGUCCCGAGAAUUCUACGAGACCAACGUUUUUUCCCUACUGUCAUCGGUCGGAAGUGAUGUGCUUAGACCAAGCUGUCAUUGUUGAUCCCGGACCUGAAUUCGACGUCCUUCGGCUCAUUACACAUCUGUGCGUAGUGAAUACAUCGAAUGGUGGCAUGAUUGUCAACAUUUUGGUUUACGGAACAUGUCCAGGGCGGGAGAUCGGCCACACCACCACCUCAGCUCGUUUACCACAGAUUCCUGGAACAAUGCGGAGGGAUAGAAAUGCUAAAGUCCUACGGAGGAAUACCGGUAUUUAUCGAGGGUUGAAUUCCACCGAUCAAACCCGGUCCAGAGCUCAACCAUCAGGGCCGGUCAUCUCAAAAAACCAACCCCUGCCUGGGCUGGACUGCAUCUGCAUCAAGAUGGCUUUGACCGGCACGAGACUACACGAUGCACGACGAGGCUCAAGACCCACUUACACCCCAUGGAGAAGUACAAACAACCUGUUGAAGAGUAAAAAAGCGGCCAAUGCCUGCUCUCAUUGGAUUUUGAUCUCCCCUCCUGCCUUCAUGGCUCAAACAUCGAGGGGCUCUCAACUUGACCAGGCAGGUGGUAACCGGUGGGCUCGGGUUGUGGCCGAUGGGGGAGGUGAUCGCAGCGCCGGAGGCACCGGGGCCGGAAGGGGAUCCACUGCGGGUUGA
Molecule: messenger RNA, 723 nt
Organism: Fusarium redolens
Lineage: Eukaryota; Fungi; Ascomycota; Sordariomycetes; Hypocreales; Nectriaceae
Exons: 2
Coding region: 1-723 (240 amino acids)
Source: RefSeq, a predicted model, not a curated record